This is a messenger RNA of Besnoitia besnoiti, 2085 nucleotides long. Its product is annotated as RNAse P Rpr2/Rpp21 subunit domain-containing protein. The record is from RefSeq and is a predicted model, not a curated record. The transcript has 5 exons. NCBI's taxonomy places the organism in Eukaryota, Apicomplexa, Conoidasida, Eucoccidiorida, Sarcocystidae. The coding region runs from base 1 to 2085 and encodes 694 amino acids.
AUGGCGUCUCUGCUGCAGAUCGCCGCCGCUCUGCGGGGCAAGGCCGAGCCUCAGGUGUCUGUACACUGCGAAUCGUCGCUUCCCGUGUCGUCCACUGCGCUCUCUUCCGCCGUAGAUUCCGCGAACAAGCCGAGCGGCAGCGUUCAACCCCAAGAGAAACGCUCAGAGGCUCAGAAGCUCGCUCGCCGCUCCGAGUGGCUUCCAGAUUGUCGCGAAGGCGACGCGGAGUACCCUCCGCUUUCCCCUCCUUCGGCGGCGUCUUCUGCUUCUUCGGCCGCAACCCCUCCGGCGUCAGCUGCCCCGGCUCAGACCAGGGACGAUGGGGCGCGGGACGAGGUGUUUCCUCGGUUUCUGGCGGACGACUUUGAACAUAGCGUUUCGCGGCUUCUCGGCGCGAGAGACAGGCGUAACGGGGUAGCGGGCGCCCCUUUCUUGAGCGGCAAACUCUCCGACGCCGACAUCGCAAAAACCACGCUCGCCUUCCUCGACAUCGCGGCGACCCGGCUCGGCGCCGUCGCCCCUACUCUGAGCGCCUCACUCACACGCCGAGCGCACGAGGUCGCGGCGACGGCUGGACUGGAAAUUGAGGCUAAGCACACAAAACGGGAGGUGUGCCCGUUCUGCGGCUGCAUGCGAAUUCCGCUUCUCACGUCGUCUGCAUUUGUCGCCCCGGUCUCGGCCUCCCCGCUGAAGCGCCGCAAAGCGAACCGCGCGAUGCGCAAGCAGUUCCUUCGGCAACUCGCGGCUGGCGGCGCGCCUGUGUCUCCUCUCUCUCGCGAGGGAGAGACAAACUCGUUUUCCGCGCGCGCCUUGGGGCGUCUCGCGAGCUCGGCCGUCGGGGUCUCGCGUCAGGGGACUCUGCCUUCGUCCACCGCGAAGUUUCAUUCUCUCAACGCGCAGGCGCACGCGGCGAAUCGAUUUAUAAAAAACGAACUGCUCUCGCUUUGCUUUUUCUGCGGGAGAACCUCGCCGCCGUCGCCGGGCUGUAUCACCACUCCGGUGGUGUAUGCGCAGCAGCAGCGGCAGCCGACGCUUCUUGGGGCUUCGCUGAUCCGCCAGCAGAAGCGAAAGGCCUUUUUCUCUUCCAAGGCGCUCUCCGCCUCGGACUUCAAUCGGCGCAAGACGAGACGACGGCGAACAGAGGCGCGCGAGUGGAAAACUUGUCAAGAAGAAUCUCGCGCUGCGGCCUCAGUCCUUGCUCCCCCGCCUCAGCAGCAGGCGCCGCCUCAGGCGGCCUCGGUCACGAAGUCUGGCGUCGAGGGCGACACGCGUCAAGGCACCCCUCACUCGUCGUGUCCGCCUUCCGCCUCUCCUCAAACCGCGGCGCACCCACCUCCACCGCCUCCGCCGCCUCCCCCUCCGCCUACGGCCUUUCCUUUUUCGAGUUUGGGGACUUCUCUGUCUCGAGCUGCUUGGCCUGCGGGAGCUUCAGCCGCUGUGCCUUGCGGCGCGUCCGCGUCGGCUGUCGCGUCGCGGGCGUCGCCGCAGAGUGCCGGGAACGUGGACGGCGAGCGCAGUGCAAAGCGGAAGCGGCCGCAGUUCCGCACGCUCGAGGACGCGGUUCGUGCGUCGAUGCAGCGGCGCCAGAGUUUCGCCUCUCCUCCGGCGCGGCAAGAUGCGAAACAUCCGAACGCGAGGGACGCCGGCGCGAGAGCGGCCGACAAGCCGAGCGAGAGGCGACCCUCUGGCCGGUACUUUGCUAGGGCGCCAGCUGUACGUACACCGCAGGCGCCGCGGGCGCAAGGCUGUGCGGCGACGCCGAGCGCGGUGAUGCAACAGAAGAGCGAACCUGAGCAGGAAUCCGGUCGCAGACAGACCGAUUUGAAGCGAGAGGAAGGCGCCAAGAAGCCGGAAGGAAUCAGCGAGCAGUCAGCUGCGCAAGAGGCAGCGGGGACGAGGCAGCAAGGCGCGAUGCGCACAGAGGGAAAGUGUCAAAAACAUGGCGUUGAACCUCGUCGCGAGGCCUUCGAAGGCGCGGCAACCUCGAAGAGCACAGAGAUAAAGUCUAACGAGGAAAAAAAGGGGAAAAAUUCCAACAGCCUCUAUGACUUGCUCGGUCAGCUCACUGGAGGCGACCUGUUUUGA